GCGGAGGUGGGGUGGGCGUGUGUUCGAUUCGGUGUCUCCCACGUGCGUUUGCCGUGUAAGGGCCACCCCUUUGGGUUUUGACUUGGGGAACAAAUCAAUGGGAUUGUUUGUCAGUGGAAAGAAUUCUCACUACAGUGUCCCGGAGCCUGCGUGUGGGUAAGCCUCUCAGAUGGUACCUCAUAGGCAGUAGAGUCUUGAGGACACAGCUCGGGCAAGUGGGAACAUGAAUCUCUUACCAAAAAGCUCCAAGGAGUUCGGCUCCGUUGACUAUUGGGAAAAGUUCUUCCAGCAGCGAGGAAAGAAAGCUUUCGAAUGGUAUGGAACCUACCUGGAACUUUGUGGGGUGCUACACAAAUACAUCAAGCCCAGGGAAAGGGUGCUGGUGAUUGGCUGUGGCAACUCAGAACUGAGUGAGCAGCUAUACGAUGUGGGCUAUCAGGAUCUAGUGAACAUCGACAUCAGCGAGGUCGUCAUCAAGCAAAUGAAGGAACGCAAUGCCAGCCGACGGCCCCAGAUGAGCUUCUUGAAAAUGGACAUGAUGCAGAUGGAGUUUCCUGAUGCCUCAUUUCAGGUGGUGUUGGACAAGGGCACCCUGGACGCUGUCCUGACAGAUGAGGAGGAGAAGACCCUGCAACAAGUGGACAGGAUGCUGGCUGAGGUUGGCCGUGUCCUGCAGGUGGGCGGUCGCUACCUCUGCAUCUCCCUGGCUCAGGCUCACAUCCUGAAGAAAGCAGUGGGUCACUUCUCUCGGGAGGGGUGGAUGGUGAGGGUGCACCAAGUUGCCAACAGCCAGGACCGGGUGUUGGAAGCAGAGCCUCGGUUCUCCCUGCCUGUCUUUGCCUUCAUCAUGACCAAGUUCAGGCCAGUCCCUGGCUCUGCCCUUCAGAUCUUUGAGCUGUGUGCUCAUGAGCAGGGCAAGCCCAUGCGGCUGGAGAGUGCUGAGCAUCUGGCCGAGGCGGUACGGGAGCGGCAGCAGUAUGCCUGGCUGUGUAGCCAGCUGUGCCGCAAGGCUGGGCUGGGGAGUGUGUCUCUGGACUUGUGCGAUGGGGAAACGGGGGAGCCACGCUACACCCUCCACGUGGUGGACAGCCCCACUGUGAAACCAUCGCGGGACAGUCAUUUUGCCAUUUUCAUCAUCCCUCAGGGCCGGGAGACUGAGUGGCUUUUUGGUAUGGAGGAGGGCCGGAAACAGCUGGCAGCCAGUGCAGGCUUCAGGAGGCUAAUCACAGUGGCCCUUCACCGAGGUCAGCAGUAUGAAGGCAUGGACAGCAUCCAGGCCGAGCUGUCAGCCCGAGUCAUGGAGCUGGCCCCAGCUGGGAUGCCCACCCAGCAGCAGGUGCCUUUUCUGUCUGUGGGUGGGGACAUCGGGGUCCGGACUGUUCAGCAUCGAGACUGCAGCCCCUUGAGUGGCGACUUUGUCAUCGAGGAUGUGCAAGGGGAUGACAAACGAUACUUUCGGCGGCUGAUCUUCCUGAGCAACAGGAAUGUGGUGCAGUCAGAAGCCAGGUUGCUGAAGGAUGCGUGUCACAGAGCCCAGAAGAAGAGGAAAAAGGACAGGAAGAAGCAGCGGUCUGCUGAUACUCCUGAGGACUUCCCUGCAGCCCCCGGGCAGUCCAUUGAUAAGAGUUAUCUGUGCUGUGAACACCACAAAGCCAUGAUUGCUGGCCUUGCCCUGCUGAGAAACCCGGAGCUGCUCCUAGAGACCCCACUGGCAUUGUUGGUGGUAGGCCUGGGUGGGGGCAGCCUCCCCCUCUUUGUCCACGAUCACUUCCCAAAGUCCUACAUCGAUGCUGUGGAGAUUGACCCCUCCAUGCUGGAAGUGGCCACCCAGUGGUUUGGCUUCUCCCAGAGUGACCGGAUGAAGGUCCACAUUGCAGACGGCCUGGACUAUAUCAGCAGACUGGCUGGAGGAGAAGCAGAGCCUCGCUAUGAUGUCAUAAUGUUUGAUGUAGACAGUAAGGACCCAACACUGGGAAUGAGUUGUCCACCCCCAGCAUUUGUGGACCAACCUUUUCUGCAGAAGGUCAAAAGCAUCUUGACUCCUGAAGGUGUUUUUAUCCUCAACCUCGUGUGCCGAGACUUGGAGCUAAAGGACUCAGUGCUGGCCAGGCUCAAGGCGGUGUUCCCUCUCCUGUACGUACGGCGAAUUGAGGGUGAAGUGAACGAGAUCCUUUUCUGUCAGCUACGCCCUGAGCAGAAACUAGCCACACCAGAGCUCCUGGAAACAGCCCAGGCCUUGGAGCAGACCUUGAGAAAGCCUGGGAGGGGUUGGGAUGACACGUAUGUCCUGUCUGAUAUGCUCAAGACUGUGAAGAUUGUGUGAUUGCUGAGUUCAGGCAGUCCUCUCAGCUUCCUGUCCAGACUGACCUUGGACCCCUGGCCUUCCAGAAACUGGAGAAAUACAAUGCACAAUACUU
This is a messenger RNA of Cynocephalus volans (Philippine flying lemur), 2417 nucleotides long. RefSeq names its product methyltransferase 13, eEF1A N-terminus and K55 (gene METTL13). Lineage: Eukaryota; Metazoa; Chordata; Mammalia; Dermoptera; Cynocephalidae. The transcript has 8 exons. The record is from RefSeq and is a predicted model, not a curated record. Bases 224 to 2323 code for a protein of 699 amino acids.